Molecule: messenger RNA, 5519 nt
Organism: Acanthochromis polyacanthus (spiny chromis)
Lineage: Eukaryota; Metazoa; Chordata; Actinopteri; Pomacentridae
Gene: tti1
Product: TELO2 interacting protein 1
Exons: 14
Coding region: 145-3495 (1116 amino acids)
Biological process (GO): chromatin remodeling
Cellular component (GO): cytoplasm
Source: RefSeq, a predicted model, not a curated record
CGCAGUUUAAUGACGUCGCGUUUAGCCUGCAACUUCAUCACUGUAGUAUUUUAUGUUUCAUGUGAAAGUUAAGCUCUUCAGUGGAUGUACAGUUCGGAGUCGUGGUUCCAGUAAAGCUUCUGGUGUGAAGUGGCCCCUGCUGUGAUGCCUUCAGCCAUGUCUCAGAUUAGUGAUCCAAAGAUCGCUUUUGCUUACCUUCGCCCAGCCUGUGUCCUGCUCACCCGAGAGCCCACUGUGACUAAUGUAGAGACUUUGAACAGCCAAUUGAAAGAAGUCAAUGAUGCAACAUUGCAGCAGCUCCAAGAGUAUGUCCUCUUCCCUCUUCGCUUUGUCCUUAAAGUCCCUGGACCAAGGCAGGACAAGCUGGUGCAGGCUGUGGCCGAAGCCAUGAGCCACGUUUUGGAGAACACUUGUGUCCAGAGCUGGGAGACCCUCCAUGACCUCUUCUCAGAGCUCUGCCUCUGCCUCUGCUCUCCAACUGAUCCUGGGAAGCCUGCAGAUGUGUCAGAGGAGCUGAAAUCAGCUGUGCUGAGGUGCCUGGAUGCCCUGAUUCAUGCUGCCUAUGGUGAUAUAGUCUUCAAACUCUUUGAACCAAUUAUGCUGCCUGGAUUGGGUGCUGCGAUAUCACUGCUGCUAGCUUUAGCAGAGAAAGAGCAAUCUCGCGAUAUCCAGGCAAAGGCCUUGAAGUGCCUCCAGGCUUUGACUCUGCACUGUGACUGUACUCAGGAGCAUGUGGUCCCAUCCUCAGAAGAGCAAUGUUCUGUAGGCAGCACCAUGGCUUCAUUCUUACCUGGGAUCACUACGGCUUCAACCCGGAUCAUUACAGGAGAUCUGAGACAAGGCCAUGCAGUCACUGUUAGAGCCAUCAAGGUUUGGUCCAGGACUGUGGGAAUUGUCAUGGAAGACACUCAGCUGCAGUCCAGAGACAGUUGGAAGACUCCGUCACCAGACCUGGGGAGGAUCGGACAGCUGAUGGUCCAUCGCACACCAGAUUGGGUAAAGGGCACAGCAACAAAACUGUCUGUGUUGCUGAAGAAGAUCAUCUCCUGCACCUCGGCUCACAGGCACUGGAGGGUUAGACUGGAGAUGGUGGAACUUGCUGACCACCUGCUGGCCAGGUGUAGUCAGACACUGGGAGAGUGUGUUCGAUUGCUACUGGAAGCCUUGGUGGGAGCGAUCAAUGAUGAGGAGCCCAGAGUCAGAGAGAGGUGUGAGGCUGCUCUCAACGAGGUAUCCCAGAGGAAUCAGAACUGCAGAAGUGAAGUUAACAGUGAAUGGAGCAGCGGCCAUCAGACCUUCACCGAUGUCUUGUCUGAGAAUCUCCACUCUUUGGCCACCUCCCUUCCCAGACUGAUGAGAACCUCUGAUGACCAGAAGAAGCUGUUUGUCCUCAAUGUGUUUCUGGGCUACCUAAAGGUCCUGGGGUCACUCGUCUCUGUGGUGCUCAACUCUGCUUCACAUCUGGAGAGGAUUUCCAAAGCCUUGAUGCAGGUGCUUGAGCUGGACGUGAUGGAUGUUCGCAUUGUGGAGGAAAGGUGUUACGCUGCUACCAUGGAAACCAGCCCAGACUCUCAUGAUUCUUACACUGCUCACAUACAGAGGAAACAUUUUCUCUACUUCACAGAUGCGAGGAUUUUCUCUGUGCUCAUGGAGAUCUGUAGAACGUUAGGUUACUACGGCAACAUUUACCUGCUGACAGAUCACUUCCUGGACUUGUACCGCCAGUCUUCAGCUUACAGAAAGCAGGCAGCCAUGGUGUUAAAUGAGAUCAUCAGAGGUGCUGCUGGCAUCGCUGUGGCAGCACAGCGUCAGGGUUUGGAGAAUCAGGAGCAGUCUGCCACCCAGGAAGAUCUUACAGCCGCAGCAGUCUCUGUCAUGGAGGAAUACAUCAGUCUGAGCAACUGGAACUUGAUUACUGUCAGUGAGGAGACAGAUAGAGACCAACAGGAUCAGCAGCUGCUCAACCUAUCCAGACCCCUCUCCAUAUCCUACGGUGAUGCCAGCAACUCCCUCCAAGUUAUUCCUCCUUCGUCUGGCUCCACCUGUCCUUCAUCAUCUACCUACACAGUCCACCAGCUCAACAGCAACAUCUGGCAGCUGUGCAUCCAACUCGAGGGCAUUGCCUGCUUUGCUCAGGCGCUGCGACAUGACUUCCGUCCCCUCUUGAUGACCUCACUGUACCCUGUGUUGGAGAAAGCCGGUGAGGAGACGCUGCUGGUCAGCCAGGCAGCGCUGAGCUCCAUGCUGGACAUCAGUAAGGCCUGUGGAUACCCCUCCUUGAAGGACCUGAUCAAUGAGAACUCGGACUACCUGCUCAAUUACAUAUCACUCAACCUGCAGAGGCUCAGCCAACAUCCACAGGCUCCACGGGUGUUGACAGUGAUGUUGACUCACUCUGACUGCAGCCUGCUGCCUCUGGUUGAGGACAUCGUUCAGGAUGUGCUGAUGGCUCUGGAUCUCAGCUACGAACACACAGCCGCUCUUUUCUGCUCAGUGCUGCACGCGCUCAUGAAGGCACUGGCAAGGUGGUUUCCCUCCACCAGCAGCAGGACCGGCAGCUGUUCCAGCUCCAAGCAGACCUCCGCUGAAGAGGAAGACCUCAACAUCCAUCAGUUCCUGCUGGAUUACCGCAAACAGAAAGAGCUGGCAGAGGGCAUUGGGAUAGAAGAGGACGACACAGAGGACCUUGAGGUCCCUCCUGCCACAGAGUGUGAAGACAUCGGAGAUAUUGAUGGUCCAGAUGUGAAAGCUGAACUUCCCUCCCACCUCAGCAUAGCUAAGGAUGUUAUGGAGCGCUGCAUUCAUUUGCUGUCAGACCCCAGCCUCAGGAUCAGACUCAAGGCCCUGGAUGUUCUGGAGUUGAGUAUAUCUGCACUGAGUGAGAGGGAGAAUGAGCUGCUGCCUCUGUCUCACCGCUGCUGGCCAGCCCUCCUACAGAGACUCACAGCUGAUGACCCGCUAGCUGUCCUCAGAGCCUUCAGGGUGCUGUGUAUGCUGGGUGAAACGUGUGGUGACUUCAUGAGGAGGAGGGUUUCUAAAGAGGUUCUACCCAAACUGAGUGCCUCUCUGGUACGGCAGGCUCCCAUCAGCGCCAAGGCCAAGCCCAUCUACACUCACACCAUGGCCUACAAACUGCAGCUGGCUGUACUGCAGGGGCUGGGCUCGCUGUGCCAGAGGCUGGAUCUCGGUGAAGCCGACUUGGAUGCUGUUUGUGAAGCCUGUCUGCCCUACCUCAGCUGCAGACAGCCCAGCAGACUGCAGGAGGCCUGUCGAAGCGUUUUCCGACAUUUAGUCCAGGUGGACCCGGAUGCCUUCUGGUUUACUCUAAAUGAGCUGCACUGCCCAUCCUCCUACAUCCCACCUCACCCCGACCUCCACGCCGUCCAGUUGAACGGGAUGGGCAGGCUGAGAGACGAGUGCUCGGACAAUGUGCUCAAACUGCUGAGGGAAGAGUUUGGCCCAAUCACUGAGACAAUUAACCAGCCAAUCAGCUAAUGAGCUGGUGAUCGAUGCAACUAACUCAUCUCUCAGAGGAACAGCUCAUUGAACCACUGACUGCAACAGCUCCGACUCACUGAAAGAAAAUCUGAUAACCGUGCUGAAAAUCAGCCAUCAGAUAUGCUCAUGAUAAUCCUCAUAGUGCACGCAGGUCUGAUGAGCAGCAAGGUGGAAAAGGAAGAUGAUAUUAGAACAUCUGUGCUGCAGAAACCAGGAACAAACCUGACAGGACUUCCACAUUGGACACAUGCAGUGACAAUGCUGAUGCUUUCCAUAUCAUGUGUUUCACAGAUAUAUAUACUGUGAGCGAAAGUGUUAAAUUUCCUAUGUCUAUGUAUGAUAGUUCUUUAUUAUCUGAAGAAAUACUUUCUUCUAAACUACCUUGCUUUGUAACAAUCAGUGUUUCAGAGUGUUUCUGAACACAGAAUAUGUUGGCCUUGAAAAUACAUGUUUUUUUGUGGAUUCUCCAAUAAUUCAGAAAUAGCUCUGUUAUGCAUAAUGCUGAUGUCAAAGCAGCCCCUGAAAAAGCACUGAGUUUUGACCCUCAGACUUUUCUGUUACUGACUAAAAUGUGUUCACAGCACAUAAUAUUGAAAAGCUUGUCUGUCCAGACUGGCAAUGUUUCGAAGUCAAACUUGAAGAGAUAUUUCCAGGAAAGACGUUCAUAUUUUCUAAAGUGCAGUAACAAAACUUUUUGCUUUUGCAUCCAUUCAGAUGGAAACUGAAGUAUUUCUUUACCUGAAUAGUAAAAAAAAAAAAAAAAAAGCUCAAAUUGACAUUUCCUUCUUAUUAGGAAAUUCUACAUUUAGUCCGUGAUGUGUACAGUGGUUUUACAAAGGUACUUUCCCAAAAGGCUUCUGUCUCUAGUUCAACAUCUCUCAAGCACAUCUGGCCUCAAGAUUUUUUUUAAAACCCUGUCUGGUAAAUCAAGUUUUCAAGGUUUUACUACAUGUAUAUGUCCAUAUGGUGUUUGUUUUUUUACAUACAAGAAGUCACAUCAUGAGUGAAAUAAGUAGUCAGCACCAUGUCUGAGCAUUUCCACCUUAAAACUGCACCAUGAUGACGACAAAAACACAGAUUCAGGAAGCUGGAUUUUCAUUCUGGUUUCAACCUGUAUGGCUGACUUACUUCAAUAGAAAGAAAAUACUGGUUUACAGUGCUUGAGCCGAAUUGCGAUGAGCUGCUGUGCUUGAGCUACAGCAAGUGGGGAGGAGUGAAUGGAGGGAAAGGUAGGGACUUCUGCAAAGAGGAAAACACAAUGUACAGUUACAGCUAAGCCAUUUUAACGCAGUACGAUUGUUUUCUUGGGAGAAAACUUACUUUUUAUAGAUGUCGAAAUUUACUGAUGACCGGAGAGGCCAUCAGAGCGACAGCACUGUAUUUUUCUUAUUUUCAACAAAUCACGUGAAAAGACUGAGACUCGAGAUCUAACUGCCAUCCAAAGCAGUUUCAAACUGCUUUUUUCGAAUAUUAUUUUUGAUGCACACUCCUACAAAAUCACCAGUCAUUCUAGAAUGAUUGAGGUGAAAAAUACGCAGUGGCUUGGUGGUUAGCACUUUCGCCUUGCAGCUAGAAGAUCCCUGGUUCGUGUCCCGGCCUUCCUGGGAUCUUUCUGCAUGGAGUUUCCAUGUUCUCCCUGUGCAUGUGUGGGUUUUCUUGAAGUACUCCGGCUUCCUCCCACAGUCCAAAAACAUGCUGAGGUUAAUCGAUGAUUCUAAAUUGAUCGUAGGUGUGAAUGUGAGUGUGAUUGUCUGUAUAUGUAUGUAUAGAUGAUGGAUGGAUGGAUGUAAGCUAUGUUUCCCACUUUAUUGCUUAAUCACCCAUAAAGACACUACUCUGCAAUUAAGCAGUAAGUACUCGGUAAGGUACGACCCAAAAAUCUUCUUUCCUUCUACCUGUUAUUCCAAGCUUAGUAUUCCCAUUGUAUUAUUUUUUUUUAUUUAAAGCUGUAUGCACUAAUUAAUACACUGGCUUUUGUGGAGUUGCAGCUGUUAAUGAAGGUUAUCCUCUUUACAAUGAAA